This is a messenger RNA of Lampris incognitus (smalleye Pacific opah), 3360 nucleotides long. Its product is annotated as ras-related protein Rab-8A-like. The coding region runs from base 18 to 638 and encodes 206 amino acids. The transcript has 8 exons. Gene Ontology annotation, cellular component: dendritic spine; plasma membrane; endosome. Gene Ontology annotation, molecular function: GTPase activity; GTP binding. Gene Ontology annotation, biological process: Golgi vesicle fusion to target membrane; neurotransmitter receptor transport to postsynaptic membrane; cellular response to insulin stimulus. The record is from RefSeq and is a predicted model, not a curated record. NCBI's taxonomy places the organism in Eukaryota, Metazoa, Chordata, Actinopteri, Lampriformes, Lampridae.
UUUCCGCAACAUCAAGUAUGGCGAAGACAUACGACUAUUUGUUUAAAUUACUGUUAAUAGGGGAUUCUGGCGUCGGGAAGACCUGUGUCCUGUUCAGGUUUUCAGAAGACGCCUUUAACUCGACGUUUAUUUCAACUAUAGGCAUUGAUUUCAAGAUUAGGACGAUAGAGCUAGAUGGCAAGAAGAUCAAGUUACAAAUAUGGGACACUGCUGGACAGGAGCGCUUCCGAACAAUCACAACAGCCUAUUACAGAGGAGCAAUGGGCAUCAUGCUGGUCUACGACAUCACCAAUGAAAAGUCGUUUGAAAAUAUCAAGAACUGGAUAAGGAAUAUAGAGGAGCAUGCGUCAUCUGAUGUUGAGAAGAUGGUUCUUGGCAACAAGUGUGACAUCAAUGACAAACGGCAGGUGUCCAAAGAUAGGGGGGAAAAGCUGGCACUAGAGUAUGGAAUCAAGUUUAUGGAGACAAGUGCAAAGGCCAACAUCAAUGUGGAAAAUGCAUUUUUGACACUUGCAAGAGACAUCAAAUCUAAAAUGGACACAAAAUUGGAGGGCAACACACCACAGGGGAGUAGUCAUGGAGUUAAGAUCUCAGAGCCUCAGAAAAAGACCAGCUUCUUCCGCUGUACCUUACUCUGAGGACCGAGGCCUUAGAUGUUGGCUACCAGCUGGCUGGACACAACUGGACUGUGCUCGCUCCUAAGCACUUCUGCUCUACCCAUUCCGCUCUCGCUCGACCCUCGGCCUGCCCCUCCCUCCGAAUCCACACAAACCAGUACACUCAGCUGGUGGAGAUCUCUUCCCAGUGUCUUCUGAAGGCUUCUGGCGGUGGAUCUCUUCACGCUUACAGCAAUCCAGUGUCUCCAUGGGUCGUUACUUAACAGCUGGAGAAAACCACCGGAAGGGUUUUCCAUAUCACAGAAACAAAGGACCCUUCCUUUGGAUUUUAGUGUCUCUACACCACCAUUUUUGUUCACGUACCUGGUUGCACAGCUGUUCAAGGAUGAUGCCCCAUUUAGUUUGUUAAAUCAUGUAAUUGAUCUUAAGGGUUUGGGAUUGGAAUACAAAUGUGAUAUUUAGAUCUAUUUUAUUAGUUAUUCUCCCCUUCAUGAUGUGAUUGUCAACCAGAGACCGACUGGCUUGAUUUUCAGUGAAACAGAGUUGCAAUAUCUGCAAAAGCAUGACUUUCUUAUGAUCAUGCUUUUCAUUUUAGUAAAGAACUGUUACAAAUUCUUGCAAGUAUGAUGCAUUCAAGGAUCAAAUAACAGGAUUUUGGCCCUGUUUUUUUUCUAGUUGAGUUCUCUACUCUUUUGUGUGUAGGCGUUUGAGUCAUUCAUUGUAACUACUGGGAAAAAAGUACUUGUUCCAUCUUACCAUGAAAAUUACCCCUGAACUUUAUGUUCAAGAUAUUUACCCACAGUCUGUUUGUCUCUAAGGUUCAAGCCUUAUAGCAAUACCAUACAAGUCCUUAAAGGCAGACAGGCUGCUCAAAAUCGCCAUCUACACUCCAGCUCAACUUUUUUUUCUAUCCAAGACAUUUCACUGCAUGCUCUGUUGUCAUGUUCUGUGACGUUUUACGAUGGAUGUUAUUCCAAUUAGCUAUGGAAAAGUUACCUGUAAAUCACAAAACUUAAGUCCAUAAUACAGAACAUAAUUACAAGGGUGUAUGUACACAGUGUGAUUGUAAUGUUCAUAAUCAUUGUACUUUGAGUUACACCCUUGUAAUUGUAUUUACGCUGACGUUCUGGCUCAAUUUAAAACACUGCAAUGAUGUCAUCGUAAAAUGUUGCCCUGUAUGGCACAGGUGAAGGCACAGUAUAACUAUUUGUACUCAUUCACAGUCUCUCUGAUUCAUGCUCAAAGCUAAAUGACGUCUCUGGUUGCAAAAACAGUGAUUAAAAAUGUGUGAUUCACUCCGAGGUUUCGACUGAAAGUGUUUCACUGACAUGUCACCAGGUGAACAAGCCUCCCUUCCUAUCCAUGCGAUUUUCCUUGCACUUUAACCAAUAACUUGUUUUGUGUGUAGUCUGUGCCAAGUGAUAGAUUCGCAACACAAGCAUUCUACUUUGUUUGAUACAACAUUGUUGAUCUAUAAGAUCAUGGUAUUGGUAGAUGCUAUACUGGGCAUACCUAAAUAGUCUGUAAGCUUUACUUCAGCUCUUUUCCUAUGUUCAACUGUCCUGUUAUUAGUUCACUGAGAAGGAUGCCCCUCAUUUAUUAAGAUUAGUCAUUAAAAACAAGAACUUGAAAUAACUUAAGCUUUUCUCUCCGUCACUGCCCUGCCAAAUUAUAGUCUAUUUAAAAUGUGAAAUUUACUUUGCUUUUGAAGUCAAGCCAGGCUCAAAGUUCUCAAUUUUCUUACCUGGUUUUGCAUAUCAUGUUGACGCAUGCCUCAGAUUGGUCAUUCUCCUCAUUGACCGCUAGGUGGCACCAAUGGCAUAGUUUACGUUGUAUGUCACAAGACAAAAUCAAUUUUUAAACAGUAUUUUUGGAAUAAGCUGUGACAGAUUUGACCUCUGUGAUGCAGAUAUUUACUCUUUGCUGGUGUAAAAAUGCUGAUUUUGAAUCCAUUUGAUGAUGUGCUUACUUUUAUUUCCUUUCAAAGAUUGUCGUUUGUGUAAAAGUCGGGCAACUACAUACAUGCACAAUAUCCAGAGGGGAUCCUCUGUUUUGCUAGCCUGCACCUUGUAAUAUCAUUUGGGAACCUCGUAAUUAUCACACGAAAGCCAUUUGUCUUAAUGGUUAAUACUCAAUUCUUUUUCACAAUUGAGCUAUGCAGUGUGAAAUGUGGACCUCUGUUUUGUGUCAUGUUAGUUUUUGACAUGUUUGGGUCCAAGGUUGAAUGUGUGUUUUGUCAGUUGUCUUGUUCACUGAGCCAAAAACAGGGCAUGCACUGUUGGUAGGAAAAUGUGUAUUGAUACAUCAGUGCAAGUUAGGUCUUGUAUGAUGGAGAUGAUUUGUAAGAAGAGGAGCAGUGAAAUGUGGAGACUUGGGUGUCUUCUUUUCUGAUUGGCUUUACAUCAUACAGAAAUAUAGGAAACAGACAUUGGUGUGAAUUCUUUAGUUGUAGCAAUUGCGGCCAUAACACUCCCUUGUUUUUUCAUCAGAUAUCCUUUUCUUUUUCUUUUUUUAAGGACACCUGUCAUUAAAAUUGUGUCACUGACAUUCCUUUAUUUUAUUUUAUUUUUUUUUUACAAUCACGUUUUCAUUCCAUUUGAUAGUGAAGUACAACGGGAGAGGAAUUUUGAGAAACAAAACAAUUGUAAAUACCACUUAAAAAUAUAUAUAAUUGUAUUGUACUUUCUAAAACAUGAGAGGAUUGUGUGGAUCUACAAUUUGUAGAUGUGUACUUUUGAUUUAA